Amblyraja radiata (thorny skate) is the source of this 1751-nucleotide messenger RNA. It is a transcript of the gene angptl3, whose product is annotated as angiopoietin-like 3. Bases 16 to 669 code for a protein of 217 amino acids. The transcript is spliced from 2 exons. Gene Ontology annotation, biological process: regulation of lipid metabolic process; triglyceride homeostasis. Lineage: Eukaryota; Metazoa; Chordata; Chondrichthyes; Rajiformes; Rajidae. The record is from RefSeq and is a predicted model, not a curated record.
AAUUUGUGAAAUGAAAUGGUCAACACAGGCAUGUAUAAAAAGGACUUUGCUGGAAGGGCCAGUGACACAACUACUGACAGAACGAAAAUGUUUUUUGCAGCAUUCCUCAUUUUAUUACUGUCCGGUUACUCUGUCCAGAUGCAUGUUGACUAUUCUGGUUCAAAACCUUCUUCUGGGUUUGCAAUGCUGGAUGAUGUGAGGAUUUUAGCCAAUGGGCUACUUCAGUUGGGACAUGGUCUGAAAGACUUUGUCCAGAAAACUAAAGAUCAAGUGAAGGAAAUAUUUGAAAAAAUUAGCAUUUUCGACAGAUCCUUCACUGAACUCUCAAAGGAAACCAACGGGAUCAAACUUGAUGAGCAGACGCUGAAAAACCACACUGCAAUUCUGCAAGCCAGAAAUGAUGAGCUGAAAAUUAUAUCACUUGAUAUCAGAGAAAAAUUAAAUGGCAUCGUGGAGAAUCAAACUGUUCUAGAAACAAAAGUAGAAGGUCUAGAAGACAAAUUAUACAAACUGAAUGAAAUCAAAUCAGAAAUAUUGGAGAUAAAGAAGAUCCCAUCUCUAAAAGUUCUUAUUGAAGAACAAAACAAAAAUAUCAAAAGCUUGAUCAACACUUUACAUAAUCAACUGAACAAGCAGAAGCUUCAAAUACAGAAACUGGAUGAAAAGUAGCUGCUUUUUCCGAGUCGUUUUUCUUUCAAACAAAUAAAACUCUAAAACUGUUGUGUCACACAAUCCAUUUAGGAGCUUAAUGAACUGGGCAGAACUAUCAAAACUCUGAUUGUAAGGACCAUUUCUCACCAAUAGCCAGGUUCAGCCUUACAAUAAAGUUUAUGUGGUAUCUUGAUUGAUAAUUUCCCUUGUAAAUACAUACAGAUCAGCAACACCCUACGUCCAAGGAUAUGUAAUGAUACAGGAAAUUACAACUAUUCUCAGCGUCUGUUUAUUUCAUAUGGAAACAAAAUCGAGAUUACAAAUUCUGCACCCCAUCUACAGCCAGUCAAUAUUCACAGACAAGACUCAUAAACAAGCAUGUCUAAUCUGUGAUGAAAUGGACAAGAGCAAAGUGUGGUGGGUCUGUUAAGCCAGAAAUUAUGCAAACUACAAAGAACGUGCUGAAGACAGAACUAUGCUUAAAACAUGAAGGGGUGAAAGCUGAGCACUAAUUUAGACUGUAGACCACGGGACUGAAAAAUCACAUGAAAUAAAGCGCUAUGGAGACAGGUAUAUUGAUUAAAUAGCAUGCUGAUGAAGUAAGGCACUGGAAACAGUUGGGCCAGAACACUAAUUAAGAAAUAAAUAGAGCAAAGGAAGGGUCAAAUGGUUCAUGCUGUUGAGGCAAGCAACAUUUGUCACACAAUUCUCCACAAUUAGUACAAGGGUCCCAUUCAAGUCUGUAAGAAAGUGAACAAGGAUGAUGAAGAAUAGCUCAAUCUGCAGAAGAGAGGAGAAGGCAAGUAAUAAAUUAAAAUACAAAAUGCAGUUUUGAAAGGAAAGGAACCCGAGGAAGAUUCUGUGAAUACAGUAUGUAGUUUGAGGUUAGAUUAAAGAGAAAAAGCACAUCAAAUAUAGGGUGCGUGAGAGAGGGAGAGAGAGAGAUAUAGAGGGAGAGAAAGUGCAACCAGAGGGAAGAGAAUCUACGGUCAACAGGGGACAACAGACACAACACCACCAACUAUCAUCUUUGUAAUGUAUUGCUUCUUUGUACAGGUUACAACUUGCGUAAUAAAUCUGUUAUUCAUAUAAUCAAUAUA